AUGCAUAGUGAUCUGAAGAGCUUGCUAGGUCGCUACCGCCAGCUGGCUCCCUCUGCCUCAGUGCGAGUUUCGCCAAUGUGUAUGGGCACCAUGACAUUCGGCGGAACGCAUCCCGAGAAAUACGGUGAAUGCAGCAAAGAAGAGGCAUUUGCAAUGAUGGACUUCUUCUAUCAAAAUGGUGGCAAUUUCUUCGACACAGCAAAUGCCUACCAAGACGGCCAGUCUGAGGUCUGGCUAGGCGAAUGGAUCGCCUCCCGCCAGAACCGCGAGGAGCUCGUGAUAGCCACCAAGUACACAUCCGGAUAUAUGCUCCAUUGUAAAGACAAGAUCCAGGCCAACUUCGUCGGCACCGGAACCAAGUCCAUGAGCCACUCGGUGGACGAGUCUCUCCGCAAGCUCCAGACAACUUACAUCGAUCUGUUUUACGUGCACUGGUGGGACUACACAACUUCAAUCCCGGAACUGAUGCAGAGCCUCAACCACCUGGUCGUGUCAGGGAAGGUACUUUACCUCGGCAUUUCAGAUACACCUGCUUGGGUCGUGACGAAGGCAAACGCGUACGCCCGCCAGCACGGACUGCGACAAUUCUCAGUCUAUCAAGGAAAGUGGAAUGCCGCCAGGCGAGACCAUGAGCGAGACAUCAUUCCCAUGUGCGCCGACGAAGGCAUGGGGUUGGCCCCAUACGCAACGUUGAACGCGGGCAAUUUCCAGACGGCCGAAGGCUACAAGGCCCGCGAGAAGGCGAACCAUGGCCGCAAAUUCAUCCCCGUAUGCGCGCGAGAUAAGCAAGUCGCUGCUAUCCUGGAGAAGAUCGCCGACAAGAAAGGUGGAGGUGUGACACUGUUGAAUAUCGCGAUGGCUUAUAUCUGUCAUAAGGCGCCCUAUGUCUUCCCCAUUGUUGGCGGUCGGACUGUGGACCAUCUCAAGGGAAGUAUUCCCGGCCUGGGAGUUUCGCUGUCGAAUGAUGAGAUUGAGGAGAUUGAGACUGGGUACGAGUUCGAUCAUGGGUUCCCUCACAGCUUUUUGAGUGGCACAUUGUUUGACCUUUCCCACCCGAGAGGAGCUGCAGGCCCUGAGGAUGUGUGGUUGACCAAGCCAUGCGGCCCCUUUGAGUGGGUCGAGCGUCCGAAGCCGAUCAAGCCUAGCCCAUCAACAUAG
Penicillium nucicola is the source of this 1158-nucleotide messenger RNA. RefSeq lists its product as uncharacterized. The transcript has a single exon. The record is from RefSeq and is a predicted model, not a curated record. Bases 1 to 1158 code for a protein of 385 amino acids. Lineage: Eukaryota; Fungi; Ascomycota; Eurotiomycetes; Eurotiales; Aspergillaceae.